Molecule: messenger RNA, 2142 nt
Organism: Ostertagia ostertagi
Lineage: Eukaryota; Metazoa; Nematoda; Chromadorea; Rhabditida; Trichostrongylidae
Source: the annotation of a GenBank genome assembly
UUCCUUUCAUUGUUAUCAAAAUUUCAGAGAUCAAUCGGAGUGUAUAAAAUUUACGUGCAGAAAGGUGACAAAUCAGUGGAAAUUCCGUGCUCUCACGAAUGGAAGACUCUAGAGCAGGUCGGUCUGGCUUCGGUUCGUGAUGGUAUCUGCGAGACAGAGGAUAUCGACAUUUUAAUUCGAUGUCCACGUUUGAGUGUAUCUUCUGUGAAGUGCGAUAAUGGGAAAUUUAUCUCCGAAAAGCAGCUGCCUGGUGUUAUAGUUCAUGAAACUAGCGGCGUUUUUGCAAUGUUGCAUGAGCUACAAGGAAUCGCGGACCUGGAGAUACAGAAGUCUUGUCGUCGAAUCCUUGCUCUCAUUCCUGUCGAUCCUUUGGUAUUAUCUGCUUUUGCAGUUGAGGAGUCGCCACCAAGAAGCGGGCAUGUGGUAGUCAAUGACGUGGCUAUUAUCGACAAAUUCUUGAUUCCAUCUGAUCCGUAUAAAUUGUUGUACACAUUGGAGGUGCUUUCUGGUUUGUUGGUACCAACGUGCGCAAGCAAGAUCACCGUUGCCACAUCCAAUCGACUUGCUCGUGCUCUUCUUCAUUCCAAUGUUUACAAACAUUUACUGAAACUUUUCGCUCUACCACACAUGAUCGCUCCCAUCACACCUUCUGGAACUGUUUUACUUCUUGGACAGUCAGUCUUAUCGAAUGCAAUAACCCAUGAGGAACAGUGUUUGUCUGAUCUGCAGAAUUAUAAGAAAUCGGAACGCAGGAAAGAUCCCCUUUACGAAGAUUUGUCAACUCUUGCCAUUGACGGUUCCUCUGCUGUCACGAACUUCAGCUGUGACGAAUUCCUCAGUUUGAUUACCGUACUUCGCGAUGCUGUGUGGCGUAGCGCGGCUGGAUGGUUGUUGUAUUCGCUUCGACUUCCUAUUUACCCUAAUUACUUCGGUAUUAUACCAAAAGGAUGUGAAAUAUCGAACGACCCUCAAACGCCAGAGAAGAUAUGGGUCGAACUUCCUAUCUACAAAGUUCCAGACGCUCCAUCCGCAUCUCAGUCCAUCCGAGCAUCCCAUGCCCAAGCGCUUGACGAUCGCAGUGAGGCCUUGACGAACGAUAUACUCGUUCUGAUGGCUCGAUGUAUAGCAAGUCGUUUGAAUUCAUCCGGGGUGGAUCAGGCAACAAAAGAUCAUCUACUGAAGUUUUACACGACUGAAUCGUGGCGCGAGUUCUGGAUGGAUAUUCUUUUGAACACAGUGACUAUCCGUCUUCGACGCCAUGCAAGAGACGCACUCAUGAAUAUAGCGCGUUGCCUAUCGCUCGAAGGCAGUCUCUGUCCAAUUUUGCUGAUGCUUCUCGAAACCGUGGAGAGUGCACCUUUCAGUAAAGACCGUACUAGAAAAAGCAAUGAGCUGGGACGUCGUCAACUUGUCAAUAGUCUUGAAAUGUAUCUAUGCUUGGCUGCUAUUCUGGAUUAUAAUCGUAUGAACACUGAGGAGGAUAUUCUAAUUGUGUGGCGUAUGGUCAAACGGGAUCCAAUGCAGAUCGCUUGGGAGAUUUUCAAUUUUUUGACCGCUACGAGUUCCUGCUCCACCCAUGAUAUUGAUGCGGACUUCAUAUAUGCGAAGCUGCGUGUUGCUGAAGCAGUCCUUGCGGUACGUAGUUCCGAUUCUGUAAGAGUUGGUGAAAAAUUCAUAGUUCCGGUACUUUCCCGUUGCGUUUUCGCGCAGGUUAUGGAAGGGUCCUCCAACAGUUUCUGGGAAGGAAAGAACUCGAUGCUUGCUUUGGAAGUCUUAUCUGAUUUAACUGCCUCCUGUCCGCGUAAUGCUGUUCGAUUGAUCGAAUGGCUUCAAAAUUAUUUCGGGACGCUACGGGAACUGGAGUGGGAAUAUAGGCCUGUGUUGGAAUCUCGCGUUCUGGAUCACGUCGGCCUUCAGAAUGGUGGUGGCACUUGUUACAUGAACAGCGUGCUGCAACAACUGUUUGCCAUUCCUGGCCUUGCCAACCAUCUUCUUUCAGUCGAGGUCUCAAAUGAACCCGACAACGAAAACAAUCAGUUGCUGCUAGCUCUUCAAUCGGUGUUUGCUCGACUGAUGAUGGCUCGAUCUCGCCUCUAUGUUCCUCGCGAAAUGUGGGAAAACUUUCGGUUCUUCUGGAGCUGA